CAAUUCGCAUACAAUAAUUAGUUCAGUCCAGUCUAGUUUCAACACUGUUUUUUGCCCGAAUUCUAUCGUAUCGUUUUCUUUAAAUUGCAACAUGAAAUGUAACAAAAUCGACACUUUUCGCUGUUUAUCUAAAAUUGGUGCAUUAUUAAAUCGACACAGUGCUCCCAAUUUUGGGAUCUUUUAGUAUGACGUCAAAUAUACUAGAAAAUUCAGAAUGUCAGGAAAAGUUGAUAACUAUAAAAAGCAGUUAUUACCAGUUAUACCCAGAAAUCAGAAAUGCUAAAGCAGGAUGAUGGUGCACAUUUUGGGAUAAUCAAUAUGUCAUCGUCAUACUUAUAAGCGACUGGCUCUUUUCAGAAAUUAAUCAACAAUUCCGAUACGAAAUUUUCAAAUCCAGGCUUAGUUUCUCUCGCCAGAGAUACGAUGAUAUUUUCUGAAAUUCUUCCCAAAAUUUUGGGGCUCCUGAUUGUAUUUUUGAGUAUUGCUUAUUUGUACUUUAAGUUUAUUUUGUAUUCAUAUUGGAAGAGAAAAAAUGUGCCCUUUGAAGAACCAUGUGUACCCUUUGGAUCGAUUGGAAAAAUAAUUCAAGGAAAAGACAAUCUUGGCAAUACAUUUUGUGAACUUUACAAGAAAUUUGAAGGUUGUCGAUUUUUUGGGGCCUAUACUUUUCAUAAACCAGUAUUAGUUAUCAGAGAUCCGGAAUUGGCACACUGUGUCUUGACUAGGAAUUUUACUGAAUUCCAUGAUCGUGGAGUUUAUUAUGAUGCAAAAUUGGAUCCCAUCACUGCACAUCUUUUCUUUUUACCCGGUGAAAAAUGGAAACUCAUGAGAGGGAAACUUUCACCCGUUUUCACACCAGGAAAAAUGAAGCAAUUUUUUUCAUUCAUACAAGAUUCUGCAGAAAAAUCGUCCAAGACUUUAGAAGAAUUUGCAAAGCAGUCGAAGAUUGUUGACGUUAAAGGAUUUUCAUCAAGAUUUACAACGAAGAUAAUAACUUCUGUCGUUUUUGGAAUAGAAAGUGAUCCUAUCGAAAAUCCAGAUGAAGAGAUUCAUGCUUGGGGCAGCAAAAUUUUUUCAUCCGAAACCUUGCGAAGAAAUCUCGGAUUUUUUGCCCCGUCGAUACUUUCUUCUUUCGGAAUCAGUUUCACCGAAAAAAGCGUAUCAAAUUUUUUUGAAAAACUCUUUCGAGAAGCUGUUGAGUUCAGAGAUAAACACAAUAUUACUAGAGGAGAUUUAUUGGAUUUAUUAAGACAACUGACAGAGGAAUCUCAUAAUCCUGAUAAAAAAGACUCUCUUGAAAAGACUGGUCCUGCUCUUGCCUUCGGUUUCUUCUCUGCGGGUUUUGAAACUACUCUUUCUGCAAUCACACACUGUCUCUAUGAAUUGGCGAUAAAUGAAGAAAUUCAGGAAAGAACAAGAGAAGACAUCGAUAAGAAUUUAGAAAGGAAUGAUGGAAACCUUGAUUACGAUGUUUUGCAAGAUAUGAGUUAUCUUAAUAAAGUUGCAAAUGAGGUUUUGAGAAAAUACCCAUCAGUCGCAAUUUUGAAUCGAACUUGUACCGAAGAAUUUAAAAUACCAAAUACUAAUAUUAAGGUUGAAAAAGGUACAGCUGUAAUAAUCCCAGUUUUGGGUAUACAUAUGGAUCCCAAGUAUUAUACAGAUCCUGAAAAAUUUGAUCCGGAACGUUUCAACAGGGAAAAUACAGCGAAUAGAAAACCUUAUACUUAUUUACCUUUCGGCGAUGGACCAAGAAUUUGCAUCGGUCAGAGAUUCGCAUUACUUCAGUUCAAAAUUGCUCUUGUUUACUUAAUUUCGAAAUAUCGCUUUUCUCUCUGUGAAGAAACAAAAAGGAAACUUUCUCAUAGUUCUGCAAACAUUGUGUACAUUUUAACUCAUCCCCUAAAUUUGAGAAUCGACAUGCGUUAAUAAAUUAAUUAUUCAUGAACCUCCAAAAAA
Messenger RNA from Belonocnema kinseyi, 1956 nucleotides. Its product is annotated as probable cytochrome P450 6d4. Gene Ontology annotation, molecular function: iron ion binding; heme binding; monooxygenase activity. Lineage: Eukaryota; Metazoa; Arthropoda; Insecta; Hymenoptera; Cynipidae. The transcript has 6 exons. The record is from RefSeq and is a predicted model, not a curated record. Bases 424 to 1926 code for a protein of 500 amino acids.